AUGAAGGGCGCUCUGCUCGGAGCGAUGUUCUCCCGGCACGUCAAGCGGCACCCGGGCCUCGUUCCCCUCAUUGGCUUCAUCAGCGUGGGGCUGGGCAGCGCCGUGCUGUACCUGCUCAGGUUGGCACUGUACAGCCCCGACAUCAGCUGGGACCGAAAGAAUAACCCUGAGCCGUGGAACAAGCUGGGCCCCACCGACCAGUACAAAUUCAUAGCGGUUUCCACCGACUACAAGAACCUCAAGAAGGAGCGGCCCAGCUUCUGAGCAGCCCCACGCAGCCGCCCUGCAACCCCCCCCACGUUGCGCUCCUUGUUCCCCCCCCAGCUCACGCCUCCUGCAUGAACCGGGCAGCAAUAAAC
Centrocercus urophasianus (Greater sage-grouse) is the source of this 359-nucleotide messenger RNA. RefSeq names its product NDUFA4 mitochondrial complex associated like 2 (gene COXFA4L2). Lineage: Eukaryota; Metazoa; Chordata; Aves; Galliformes; Phasianidae. The transcript has 4 exons. Bases 1 to 264 code for a protein of 87 amino acids. The record is from RefSeq and is a predicted model, not a curated record.